GGCUGCUCUGCAGAACACACACAGUGCAGCCAUAGAUAAUAGAGCAAUCUAUGGUGCAGCAAGAUGAGGCUUUUGUUGGUGCUUGUGUGUGUAUCUCUAGUCAACGCACAGUGUGAUGAGAACAGCUGUACCGUACUCUGCUAUCCAGUGCAUUGGCAACGAGAUCUGUGCCAGUUUUACCAGCAGCUGACAGUGUGGAGGAACUCUGCCUCAGGCUGUGGUCUCUCCCUGCCUGCACUACCUGAGUCCAGACCUGGGUUAUGGCCUGAGGGGGUCUCUUCCUCUGAGGAGCAGUGGCAGAUAGCCAGUGAAUAUUGGCAGGAGGUGACAUCUCUGUGGGAGAGACGCUACGACAGUGCACAGGAGUCAGUCACUGUAUCCCCACUUAUCGUUAUGACUACCAACGCUCCGUCUAUUGAGCCGACCAAUGGCAUCCUCACACCUGAUAACAACUUAUUCUCCGGCUCUGGUAGCGGCAGUGACAUCACUACAGACCUGCCUACCAUGGCAACAACUACCAUGGCAACAGACGAGCCAACCACUGCUGAGCCAGGAGCCUCCAUGUUGAACAACAGAGAGAGAUGGAAUGCGUCCAAUGAGGAAUGGGAGCUGCUUUUCACGAGGUGGGUGGAGUCUUCUCAGCAGGGGGCGGGUCUGAGGUUGCCAUCAGACGUGGAUGUGGGUGUGGUCAUUGACAGCUACAGUCAGAACGAACAAAUGAACAGGGAAGCAUGGUCACGGCUGGUUAGAUUCUGGAGAGAAAAUCAUGACGUUUACAACGAGAACUAUAACGGAGUGUGCCCGGAAUAAUUAAUAGUAGUUUUGUUUUAUUCCCAUGCACAAAUUAUACGCUCUCUCCUUAUAUAUAUAAUUAAUAUUAAUUUCACCAAUAUCCUCGACCAUUAUCUGACUAUCUCUCCAUCCACCUUUCUUCCUCACCUUAUUUAACGUGUAUAUAUAAUUUAUUAUUGUCAGUCAAAAGUUGAA
Molecule: messenger RNA, 987 nt
Organism: Halichondria panicea
Lineage: Eukaryota; Metazoa; Porifera; Demospongiae; Suberitida; Halichondriidae
Exons: 4
Coding region: 64-810 (248 amino acids)
Source: RefSeq, a predicted model, not a curated record